UUCCCCAGGAAUCUGCUCAGUUACGACUUAGAAGCUCAUGCAAGAAGAACAAUAAAGUUGUGUGUAUUUAUCGUUAAACCCACGAAACAUGAGAACCGUGUUGGCUACAAGUUUCUUCAUUGCUUUGGUCAGCUCCCUUGGGCAAGUCGAAGGAGCCAUCAAGAAAGUCUCAAGUUCCGCAGAACUUCAGUCCGCACUUGAUGGAGCACGACCUGGGGACACCAUCCAACUGGCUAGUGGAGUUUACGAAGGGGAUUACGUGGCUUCUGGGGACGGGCCGGUGACGGUGACGGGCGACGCCAACUCCACAAUUGUCAGCGAAGGAACGGGGUUCACCCUUCGAGGCAACAAGUGGACUCUAAAAAGCAUCUACAUCAAAGAGGCAAAUAUCGCAGUACUUGUCGAGGGUAACGAGAACAACGUUGAACAUGUUGUCAUCCAAAAGGUGGGACAAGGAAUCGUCGUCAAAGGGCAACAUAAUAAAAUGAAGAGCGUCGUAAUCUCCGAGGCGUCAGGUGGGAUUAUCAUUGAGGCGGAUAACAACCAACUCUUCUACAACUCUGUAAAUAUACAAGCACCUUCAAUUACCCUGGAAGAAAAUACUUGUUGUGGAUUUUUGGACGGCAAUGUGGCAAAUGGACGAGUAGAUGUGAAGGGUUCGAAAUAUAAUUUCACGGGCAACGUAGCGAACCAUGGGAUGUACGUAACUGGAUGUGACAACUCAUUUUCGGGGAAUGUAGCCAAUGGGGCUAGCUUUCCAAAGGAAUGUGCCACACAUGAUCUCGGAGGAAAUGUUUACCGAGGGCUGGGACCCAAUGAUACUGAUCCACCUCAACCAGGUCAGCAACAACAGCAGUCACAAAACAACCACCAACAACAGCAGGGGAGUUAUCAACAACAGGGAAACAAUUACAAUCAGCACAAUGGCCAACAAAGUGGAGGGGGCCAGUCUUUCCCUGCAGCAGUGACUGGAAGUUCAGAGGGGAAAAUGCCCACUUGUACAUGCACUUGUGUUUAAUAAAACCUGCGUAAUAUUCUAGCAUUCCAACAGCGAAGAAGUUAUAAUAAAAUUUGCCAUAGUUUAACCUACGUAUAAAA
Molecule: messenger RNA, 1098 nt
Organism: Folsomia candida
Lineage: Eukaryota; Metazoa; Arthropoda; Collembola; Entomobryomorpha; Isotomidae
Exons: 3
Coding region: 89-1018 (309 amino acids)
Source: RefSeq, a predicted model, not a curated record